Vicia faba (fava bean) is the source of this 549-nucleotide messenger RNA. NCBI's taxonomy places the organism in Eukaryota, Viridiplantae, Streptophyta, Magnoliopsida, Fabales, Fabaceae. The record is from the annotation of a GenBank genome assembly.
AUGAUGAAGGGUUUCUUAAAACCAAUAUUGGGUGGAAAUAUCAUCGAUGCUAGUUGUGGAAGUGGAUUGUUUUCAAGAUUAUUUGCAAAAAGUGGACUUUUUUCUUUGGUUGUGGCUCUGGACUACUCAGAGAACAUGUUGAGGCAAUGUUAUGAGUUUGUUCAGCAGGAAGUUAACUUUCCAAAAGAGAACUUCAUCUUGGUUAGAGCAGACAUAGCUAGACUUCCUUUUGUUUCUAGUUCUAUUGAUGCUGUGCAUGCAGGAGCAGCUCUCCAUUGUUGGCCUUCACCAUCAGCAGCUGUAGCUGAAAUAAGCCGUGUUUUACGGCCUGGAGGUGUCUUUGUUGCAACCACCUACAUACUGGACGGGCCUUUUAGUGCUGUCCCAUUUCUAACUACAUUUCGCCGGAGUAUAAAGCAAGUAUCUGGGAGCUGCAUCUUCCUCUCUGAACGUGAACUCGAAGCUCUCUGCAAGGCGUGCGGACUGGUUGGAUUUAAAUGCAUUAGAAAUGGGCCUUUUGUGAUGAUUUCUGCUGCAAAGCCUAAAUAA